CAAGCAAGCGACGCCAUUAUUGUUUUAGCAUCGCGUCUGCUGAAAAUUGUUGGGAGAGUGAAAAAUCCAGCUAGUACCUUCUGUAUCAGUGCGGGAACGGCCAAAAGGUCCUAAGCUCCGUCAGUUGGUGGUGUGAAACACGGUGAAGGAUGACUGACUCCGGUACUUUUGCGCUGAACGACUUGGUGUGGGCCAAGAUGAGGGGCUUCUCGCCAUGGCCUGGUCGGGUUGUCGAGCCUCCGCCAGAACUUAAGAAGAUCGCGAAGAAAAACAUCCCGGCGCAGUGCAUUUUCUUCUUCGGCUCCAACAACUACGCCUGGAUUGAGAACUCCUUCAUCAGGCCGUACGAGGCCUUCAAGAGUAAGUUCAUCACGUCGUACAAGACUGUUGCUUUCAAGGAGGCGGUCGAGGCAAUUGAGAAGUACAUCAAAGAUCCGGAGGUAAGGACUUUCGAGGCGUCGCUGAGGCAGACCGUUCCCGAUCCUGAUGAGCAGUUUGAUAAACUGAGGGAAGAGGAGGAAGUUGAGUCCCCGAAGCCUGUGGUGACUCCCAAAAAGACCCCCAAGAGAAAAAUGGUAGGCGGCACUCCGGAUGAAGCAUUGUCGCCGGGCGUAAACACCAAAAAGCUGCGCUCUUCCGGGGAAAAGCCCAAAGCCAGUCGCAAUUCCAUCAAGAAGGCUGACAAUGAUGUCGAAUCGCCACAGCCGGAGCGCAAGCGUAAGCGCAUUUCGACGUCGCUGGAGAACAAUGAUGUGAGCCAUAAUGAGUUGGAUGGAUCCUUCACGAGUCACGGCACAACUGGCAGACGCAAUGUGGCCGCGUCGGGAUUGCUAAACCGACCGGCGCCAAUUCCACGUCCGGAGACGCCUGAGAUUGACAUGAGUAAAGUGUCACAGACGCUGAAAUCGAAGAAUAUCACUCCGUCGUCGCUGCGCUUUGGCUUCCUCGGCCUGGGCAUCAUGGGAUGUGGUAUAGUGAAGAAUCUAAUCAACUCUGGACACAAGGUGGUCGUCUGGAAUCGCACCUUCACCAAGUGCCGCACCUUCGCUGAAGCGGGGGCUCAAGUUGGUGACACGCCGUCGGACGUUGUGGACGCCACUGACAUAACAUUCUCUUGUGUGGCAGAUCCUCAGGCAGCGAAGGAUAUGGUGUUCGGCAAUUGUGGUGUGUUGCAAGCGAGCUCGGUGUCUGAGGGCAAGGGUUACGUGGAGAUGACGGGCAUUGAUUCGGAGACGUCGACAGACAUUGCCGAUGCAAUUGUAUCCAAAGGUGGGCGCUACCUUGAGGCGCAGAUUCAGGGGUCCAAGGCUCAGGCUGAGGAGGGUACUUUGAUCAUCUUGGCCGCCGGCGAGCGCUUGCUGUUCGAGGAGUGUCAAACAUGCUUCGAGGCCAUUGGGAAGAAUUCCUUCUUUUUGGGUGACGUCGGGAAUGCGUCUCGAAUGAAUUUGGUCCUGCAAAUGAUUGCGGGAAUCUCCUUGGCGGGCCUUUCUGAAUCUAUGGCACUUGCUGAGCGUGCCGGUCUGCAGACAAAGGAUGUUUUGGAGGUUUUGGAGCUGACAAAUAUGGCUUCGCCGCUGAUUCUGGAGAAAGGACAUGCUAUGACUAAGGGAGAGUAUCCCACACACCAUCCGUUGACACACAUGCAGAAGGACCUGCAUCUGGCGCUGCAAAUGUCGGAGACGCUGGAGCAGUCGCUCCCGAUCACGGCCAGUGCCAACGAGGUGUUCAAGCACGCCAAGCGUCUCGGGUAUUCCGAUCACGAUGCGAGUGCCGUGUACGUGAGAGCCAGAUUCUAACGUUAGAUGUUAAUGCGGGCGUCUGAGGAGAUUGCCUGACUGCCGACGCGCGUUUUAACAUCUGACCAGCGUUGAGCUCUAAGAUUGCAAAUAGUGAAAUAGGACAUUUUCUGCGGGGGUCGUUUUCCGAUUUUGAGCGCGCUCAUGGUCGGAAAAUGACUCUGCUUUCUUAUCAAAUAACAUUUCAUUCUUUUUUUAAAGGCGUAAAUUUUGAGUAUUUUAUAUUCAAAGCAAGAUGAGAAACACACACAACAAACAAAAUAUCUUUUUAACAUGUUAAUUAAAGUUUACAACAUUUGUGUUGUAUGAAAAAUUUGGAUUAAUCAAUUUUAAAAGAUACAAUAACAACAGGACUUCUGUGUAAAAGUAGAGUUAAUUAAAUUUAGAUAAACAGUGCAUACAUUUCUGUAGUUGAGAAAGAAGCAAAGGUUAUUUUGAUAAUAUUAAUUGAGAUCCUUAAUUCAUGGAUAUCGUAUAACACUUUACAUUACCUUGUUUUCUUGUCAUUGAUUCUACCUUUUUGUAAUGUUAGCAGACAAAGUAAGGCAAAUGUUUUCAAGAAGUUUAUAAAUCUUAUUGUUUCACGCUAUUCUUUCAAACUCUAAUUGUAACAAUUUCUUUUGGAGAUAAAAGGUUUAGAUCAAUUUUUAGUUACUUCUGAAUUGCGGCCUGAGGGGCCUUCAUAAUGUGUAAGGAUAACACAGAAUUUUCCUUUAUUCUUUAUUGUAAACACACACUCUAAAAUGAUGUGGAACACCUGUAGAACAUAAGGAUGAAUAAAAAUGGAAAGAAUUGCAAGUAAGGAAUUACAAUGAAUAUACAAAUAUUGUGUAGUUUUAAUAUUUUAUGGAAAAUAAAGAGGUUUUCUUGAAAAA
Molecule: messenger RNA, 2671 nt
Organism: Phlebotomus argentipes
Lineage: Eukaryota; Metazoa; Arthropoda; Insecta; Diptera; Psychodidae
Gene: Ndf
Product: cytokine-like nuclear factor N-PAC
Exons: 10
Coding region: 150-1796 (548 amino acids)
Molecular function (GO): NADP binding; oxidoreductase activity, acting on the CH-OH group of donors, NAD or NADP as acceptor; NAD binding
Source: RefSeq, a predicted model, not a curated record